ACAUACUUUAACACUGUGUUCUCCUGCAGGAGGAUGUCAGCAGUGGUGGUGGUGCAUGGGGGGGCGUGGGCCAUACCUGAGGACCUGGCCAAGGCCUCUGUGGAUGGAGUGAAGGCUGCAGCACGUCAAGGAUCGUCUGUGCUGAAAGGAGGAGGAAGUGCUCUGGAUUCUGUUGAGGCAGCCGUGAGGGCUAUGGAGGAUAACCGUGCGUUUAAUGCAGGGCAUGGAGCAGCACUAAAUGCUGAAGGAGAAGUGCAGCUUGAUUCCAUUAUCAUGGAUGGAAGGACACUUGCCUGUGGUGCCGUGGCUGCAGUGAAGAACAUCGCCAAUCCUGUGUCACUGGCACGGGCAGUGAUGGAAAAGACAUCCCAUGUCAUACUGGCAGGCAGAGGUGCAAACCUGUUUGCAGAGAGUAUUGGCAUGGCCACCGUCCCCGCUGAUGAACUGGUGACUGAGAAUGAGAGGAAAGAGUGGGACAAACAAAAAAACUAUGUAACUGGAGUUAUGGAGGAUUUCAACUCUCAGUGGGCCCAUGAUACUGUUGGGGCAGUCGCUGUGGACUCUGAUGGUAAUGUGGCGUGUGCAACAUCAACUGGAGGCAUCAGAAAUAAAAUGGUUGGCAGAGUGGGAGACUGUCCCAUCAUUGGCUCUGGAGGAUAUGCAGACAACCUCAGUGGUGCAGUGUCGUGUACCGGCCAUGGAGAAUCUAUUCUCAAAGUGACAUUGGCCAGACUCAUUCUUUCACAUGUUGAACAAGGUAAAUCUCUAGCAGAUUCUUCCCAGUUGUCUCUGCAGUACAUGGGAGACCGUGUCCAUGGUGCAGGAGGCGCUAUAGCCGUUUCUCCGUCAGGACAGUGGGCAGCAACAUUUAGCACAGAGCGAAUGGCCUGGGCAGCAGUGGAUCAGGAUGUUCUGUGGUAUGGAUUAGACCCAAAGGAAAAACUGAAUGAAAAGUUAGGCCAAUAACAUUCUUAGCACAGUUUUUACUCUUUAUAGUCAAAAGUCUGGAGCUAUAGAAUACACAUAUUUCUUAAUUGUUUUCUACUAAUUCUCUAUGGUUUGGACCACACUGUCUGUCAUUGUUGAUAGUUGCCACUGGUGCUUGUAGCCAAAGGAAAUUAGUUGUCUUCAUUAAUUAGCAUGUCAGAGAUACAUAGGCUAUGUACAAUUAAAUAAUUAAUGAAAGCUGGAAUAUUAUAUUGUCUCGAGAACUUCAAAUUGGACCAGUUUUUGUUAUCUCCUGAUUUCUGGAUUGAAUAUUACAUUAAAUAUACUAAUUGAAAAUGUCUGAAUUUUUUUUCUCUCUUCAAAUAAAAUCAAUUUUUCACA
Molecule: messenger RNA, 1329 nt
Organism: Notothenia coriiceps (black rockcod)
Lineage: Eukaryota; Metazoa; Chordata; Actinopteri; Perciformes; Nototheniidae
Product: isoaspartyl peptidase/L-asparaginase
Exons: 6
Coding region: 34-966 (310 amino acids)
Cellular component (GO): cytoplasm
Molecular function (GO): asparaginase activity
Source: RefSeq, a predicted model, not a curated record